AUGGCCCAGAUUAAAUAUAUGCUUCUGAUCUCAAGACAGGGAAAAAUACGAUUGAUGCGAUGGUUUAGUGCUUAUACCGCUAGCGAGAAAAAUAAGAUCUGUCGAGAACUUAGUACAACGGUUCUGGCUCGCAAGCUCAAAAUGUGCAACAUCUUGGAGUAUCAGGAUCAUAAAGUCGUUUAUAGAAGAUAUGCGAGCCUUUAUUUCGUGUGUGGCAUCAGUCCUGACACCAGCAACGAGCUGCUGACGUUGGAGAUCAUACAUCGCUAUGUGGAGGCAAUGGACAGUUAUUUCGACAACGUUUGCGAGCUGGACAUCAUUUUCAAUUUUACAAAGGCAUAUGAUAUACUAAAUGAAGUUCUGAUAUGCGAUGGGGCCAUGACUGAAACCAGCAAAACUAGCAUUCUCAAAACCGUUGCAUCCAUGGACGCUCUCGAGACCAGCGAUAACCUGGACCAGGUGUUGAGUUGA
Lachancea sp. 'fantastica' is the source of this 471-nucleotide messenger RNA. The record is from the annotation of a GenBank genome assembly. Lineage: Eukaryota; Fungi; Ascomycota; Saccharomycetes; Saccharomycetales; Saccharomycetaceae.